CCUAUUAGCAGCCCAAAUUUCAUCGAAUUUGGAGAACUUUUUGAAAACCGGGGGUGUCCUUUAAAAAAGAAUGGUUAUCUGAUCCACAAUAUUCUCCAUUUUUAAAAGAAUAUAAAAAUGAUGCAACAAAAGCGUUAUGCAUUCCGUGUAAUAUUCAAUUUUCAAUUCAAAAUAGUGAAAUAAGUGAUGUAAAUAAUCAUAUGAAAACAAAAAAACAUCAAGAGUGUCUUAAAUCUAUUGACUCAAACAAAUAUAAUAUUUUCCUUACAAUAUUAAUAAAAAAAUCUUCCUAUUAUGUUGUAUUUCUUUCUAGCAAAAACAAUAGAUUCAAUAUUUCAUUCAACAAUAUCUGAACUUAAUCGAAUAUCUGCUACUGAAGCAGUUCUAAUGUUCCACGGUGUAAAACAUUGCCAUAGUUAUCUUUCACAAUCAUGCACCACCAAAUUAACAAAAAAAUGCUUUUCAGAUUCUAUUUUACCAAAAAACAUUAUAUCUCUGGCUCAUGAAACAGCUUGUAAUGUAUUAGCACCAGCUUUCACAAAGUAUUUAGUUAAAGAACUUCAAAGUGCUGCCUAUUUUUCAAUUUGUUAUGAUAUAUCAAAUAAAAGAAAUGAAAAAAUGUUGCCUAUAGUAGCUCAAUAUUUUUCUGAUUUUGGUGUCAAACAUGGGAUUAUCGAAUUUAUCGAACAACAAGAUGAAUCAGCUGAUGGAUUAUUUGCUAAUAUUAAAUAUGUAUUAGAAUCUCAUGAAUUAGAAUUAGAAAAACUUUGUUCACUAGGAUCUGAUAAUACAAAUGUAAAUGUUGGUAAUAAACAUAGUGUUUUUUCAUUAUUUAAUGAAUUAAUACCACUUUUAGUUCAAGGUAAUUGUUACUGUCACAUCCUUCACAACUCAGUUAAACACGAACAUGAUCAUUUAUUAUUUGAUAUAGAAGCUGCUAUUUUAAAAAUUUAUUCACAUUUUUGUCGGUCAUCUGUUCGUUCACUCGAAUUAACAAAAUACUUCGAUUUCAUUGAUCAAGAACAGAAGGUAAUCAAAUAUAUGUGA
Molecule: messenger RNA, 1047 nt
Organism: Rotaria sordida
Lineage: Eukaryota; Metazoa; Rotifera; Eurotatoria; Philodinida; Philodinidae
Source: the annotation of a GenBank genome assembly